Messenger RNA from Fraxinus pennsylvanica, 1041 nucleotides. The record is from the annotation of a GenBank genome assembly. NCBI's taxonomy places the organism in Eukaryota, Viridiplantae, Streptophyta, Magnoliopsida, Lamiales, Oleaceae.
AUGGAUAGGGUGGCUAUGUUUAACACACCAUUUGUUUUGUCAUUUGCUCUUUUGCUUUCAUUUCCUCUUCUUUUCUUCCUUGCACCCAGAAUUCUACCCCUUAAACAUGCCCAAAUCUCUCUCCCCGACGAGCUUGACGAUCUCGCCCUCUUCCGACGUGCCACACUUGCAUCCAUCCGCCCUGGCGGCUCCGCCGUAUCCCGUCUAGGAACCACCAAGUCCAAACCCAAAAUUGCCUUCUUGUUCCUUACAAAUUCAGAUCUCCAUUUUGCCCCGAUUUGGCAACUCUUCUUCAAGAACCACCAGGGACUUUUCAAUAUCUACAUCCACGCUGAUCCCUCCUCCAAAAUUACUCCUCCUGGUGGGGUAUUUGAAGGCCGCUUCAUAUCCGCGAAACGCACUCAACGCGCCACCCCUACUCUCAUCUCCGCCACACGCCGCCUCCUCGCCACCGCCCUCCUUGACGACUCUUUAAAUUCCUACUUCGCCCUCGUCUCCCCGAACUGCAUCCCUCUCCAUUCAUUCCAAUUUAUUUAUAAUUCUUUAUUCAUCAAACCCAUCACGGAUUCCAUGUCAUCAUCGUCCUCAAUUUCAACCCCUAUGUACCGCAGCUUCAUCGAAAUAUUAGACGACGAUCCAUAUUUAAAUGACAGGUACAUCUCCAGGGGCAAAGACGUAAUGCUACCGGAGGUACCUUUCAACCGGUUCCGGGUCGGAUCUCAGUUCUUCGUCCUGACCCGGCAACACGCAUUGAUUGUAAUCAAGGACAGGAGGCUGUGGCGGAAGUUUAGGCUGCCAUGUCACAAUCUGGAUUCUUGUUACCCGGAAGAGCACUACUUCCCGACACUUUUGUCAAUGGAGGAUCCACAUGGGUGCACCCAUUACACUCUCACUCGGGUCAAUUGGACCGGAAGCACAGACGGGCACCCAUAUACUUACGGACCCGCUGAGAUUUCAUCGAAAAUGAUUCGAGAACUCCGGAAAAAGUUAUCUUCCGUGACUGAAACGAGUCGGGUUCAAAUGUGGAAUGGAUCUCUUUAA